GCUUAUUACUGCGACAGGGAAUGGGCUACAAGUCCCAAGAACCCAACAGUGUUCAUGUGUCGUCAUAGCUAUGUGGUGUUGGGAAAUAUUCUUCUGGAAAAAUGAUCUAAUUGUCGGAAUCAAUACUCAACUCCUCGGAAUAAUGUCAAAAUGAUAUGGAGGAAAUAGAAGUGUUUUCAUGCAAGCCAUCCAGUACUGGAGAAAAUGUUAAACUCUUCCUGGAGGAAGAGGAGUGUUAUCCUUUUGACUGUGGUGAGGUGGUCGGAAUUGACAUCCCUGACUCUGGGCAAGAAGUACAAAGGAUUAGUGUGAUCCACAACCUUCCUGACCUUUUACGAGAUACUGAAAGCCAUGAUGAGUGUAUGCGAAGGGUUGUGCCCAAAGUGCGGGAGGUGCUGUAUGUGGCCCAGACUGAGAUGCAGCUGGCAGCUUCAUCAGCCUUUCUACAAAUUCUGCAGAAAAACCUGGUCCCCAUUCAGAACUACACACAGACAUUCCUACAGACUAUUCUCAACAGUGUGGAUGCCAGAGAUCCAGAUGUGGCCAGUGCCUGGUUAGAAACAUUACUGGAUGUUAUAGACCUACUGCCUAAAGAUAUCAUCAAAAAAGAGAUUUUGAACAUUGCCAUUGCUAAAGGCCAGCUAUCACAGGCGGUGCAUUCUCGUUUGUCCUGCUGUAAAAUCCUUGGAAAGAUUGCUACCAAGUUUGAACCAUUCGUAAUUAAAAAAGAAAUCCUGCCUGUGGUACAGUCCUUGUGUCAGGAUGUGGACUAUGAAGUCAGAGGAUGUAUGUGUCGACAACUUGAUUCUGUGGCCAGGGGGCUAGGCCUUGAACCAACAAAAAGUGCAAUAUUACCUGAACUGGUAGAACUAACAAAUGACGAGGAGGGGUUCGUAAGAACAGCUGGCCUGGAAACGGUUGUCAGCAUACUUAGCCUGUUGGACGAGGACACCUGCAAUAACACCAUCAUUCCCCUGGUGUGUAAGUUCUGUCAGCAGGCGAUGCAGAAUGAGGACAGCACCCUUCCUGUCGUUGCCAAACAACUUGGCCGCCUUGCUCACGGUCUACAAGCACAUCUGACAGACGAGCAGAAACAGUGGUUUGUGGACUAUUACAGAAAAUUAUGUAAGGUUGGCCUUUCUUCUGAACGUGCCAAAAAUACAAAGGAGGUGGAGUCUGACCAAACCAAGGUCACAGACAUGCCACAAUCAGAUGAAGACGAUCAGUGCUUAGAGUGUAGGAAAAAUGCUGCCUUUAAUUUCCCUGCGAUGUUUGUUUUUGUCGGACCCAAGCACUUCAAGGUCGACUUGCUGGGCAUUUUUUCUAGUCUCUGUAAAGACCCUAACAGCCAGGUCAGGAAGACUGUGGCUUCUGGUUUCCACGAGGUCACCAAGUUGUUAGGGUCACAAGUACAUAUAUUACAACCAGAUCUCAUCAACUUGCUCAAAGACGAUUCUAUAGAUGUGUUGCGUGGUAUUUUGACAAACAUUGUUGAUAUUUUGGAUUCGUUCCUUGGUUCAUCCUCAAGCAAUCACACACUGUCAGAAGCUAAGAUGAACAGUUUAGGGGAGGUAAUUCCAGCCAUCUUGGCGUCAGAUGAGGUGGUAUCGAGUUUUAAUAACUGGAGAUUACAGGAGGAGUUAAUGACAAGUUUGGCCAGCUUGACCCGAUGUUGCUCCAACGAGGUUCUAUACACCAAAGUUAUACCCGUGCUCUUCAAUAAACUCAAAACUGCGCGAGCGUUACCUGUACGACAUGCAUGUGCGAGGUCAUCGCUUAUCAUCAUCAGGACGCUCAAGAAACUAGAACAGAGGGAGGAACUUGUUAAUCGCCUUGUAACAGAGUUCUGCCAUGGGAGGAGCUGCCAUCAAAGAAGUUUGUUCAUAGACAUUUGUAAAUUUGUGAUAGAGCUAUAUUCUAAGACAUUUUUUAAGAAAUAUUUUUAUGAAGUUGUGUUAGAACUGCACAAGGAUCCAGUGCCUAAUAUUCGAUUACGAUUGUGUUCAUUACUUCCACCACUGAAGAAACUCAUCAAACUUCCGACAGACCGGAACCUGCUUCAGCAGCUGGACCUGUGUGUCAGGAAGUUGCUGGUCGCGGAGAAGGACAAAGAUGUUCAGAAUGCAAUCAAAGUGGCUGUUGAAGAAUUAGAUAAAAUUCAUGUUCAAAUGGAAUCGCUAUCUCGAAGGAUGCUGUUUGAACAAGACUUAGUGGACCAGAAAAAAGAGGACGAGGAAAAACUACUGAUAGAAUUAGAAGAGAAAGAACAGAAAAGGGAAGAAGAAGCAGCAGAGAAAAAGAAAGGAGAAAAACGCAAUUCUGCAACAUCUGCUGCUGCCAAAAAAGGGGAUAACGGAAGUAAAAUUCCCGGUCCAAGAAAAGGUACAAAAAAUUUAGCUGCCCCAGGGACAACAUCACCGAAUACUUCCUCUACUAAAGAUGCCCAGAACAGAUUUGGAAAAAAUAGCAUAGCGAAAUCAAAGUCGGCCAACAGUUUAUCUCAGAUACCGCGCCGAGGUAAGACCAUUUCAGAAAAUAUAGGAAAACCAGACUCACCCAAACCUAUAAGAAGCAAAAUACCAGCAGCCAAAGUCAAGACUCUGCCUAACAAUGACUCAGGGAAGAAAGAUGCUACAGUUUCUAAGUCUUUGCCUAACAAGGCCCUGCCCCGGCUGAGUCGUCUCCCCUUGUACAGCUCCCAGCCAAAUCUACAUUCCUCUCAGAGCAAGUCCCCAGUUGGUCGAGGUUCAGGCAGCAAGACAGGCUCAGGUACAAGCAAGGGAGCUGUGUCCCGUUCAGGAGCACUGCAGGCCCCCGGGAGUGCCGGAACUAGCAGUAGGGUAUCAAUGACAGGCCUAGCCUCCAGCCCCAACAACUCUGGGAGGCGGGGCUCUUUUGGAAAUGUCUCUAGUAGUGAGUCAACAUCAUUGAAAACCACAAAAGGAAGCAAUGGCACUGUUCCAAGUACAAAAGAGAAGAUAAAUAGAAAGAAAUCCAAAUGAUGUCCAUUCAGUGUGGUGACCCAAAAAACUGACCAAUGUGUAUAGACAAUAAACAUGGACUGGUUUGUCAGGCUAUCUGUUGGAGGUGGUGGUAUAACAAUACAUAGUACCAGAUGGUCAUUCUUUGGUCAACAUCAUGAACACAAGACGGCCAGUUUAUACCUACAGUUGAGUUGAUUGGUCACCAGUCUUUCAUUGAAUUGCUCUGGUCACAGUCCCAGGCCAAAACGAGAGUCUUUGGGCCAGUGUGUGUAUAUACAGAUUGUAAUUGACCGAUCUGGUCAGUUGACCUUUCUGACUGGGCUUUGGUCAGUCUAAGGAGGAAGGCAGGAAAAGUUGGUUCUAUUUCUUCAUCUGUUUAAUUUCACUGUUCACUUGUGCAAUUGCUGUUUUUCACAGAAGGCUGAGAAUGAUUUGUUCAGGGCCAGAUAUAUCAACAUUAUCAAUUUUGCAGUUGUUACUAACUCCGACAGUGACUAGCUCUCUGUUGCUAUAGUAGUUGACAGAAGUUGCCUUCAGUAGCCAAUUAAUAACCUGAUACAAUUUACACUUCGCUGACUUUACAGUAGGCAAGAAUGGCAAGGAAAGAAUCCUUGUUAAAGAGAAAAAGAAAAAAAACUACAGCUGAUUCCAAACAACAAUGUUGUACGUGUUUAUGAAACUUUUGGCAAUCAACAUAAACACAAAAUCAGCCAUCGUACCAGACAGUCAUUUCCACACAUACAGGAAUCACAUAAGUUACAGAGCCAGAUAUGGUGCUGUGUGUCUUACUUCUACAAAUAGAAAAAGCUGUGAUGGACAGAUGGAAACUUUCUCCGUGCUUGUAAAUCUUUUCCAUUCCACAUCUCUCCCCUCCAAAUGAAAACUAGAGGAAAUAUGAUACUUCUCUCUCCUGUUAUAUAACUUAGGUAUUCCUCUACAAAGAGGAUGUGAAAUGUAGUGAUGCAUUGUGGGAAACACAUAAGUGUUCUUUUCCUGUUGUGAUGUAUACGUAUGAAAUGAUGAAAAUAUGUUUGUAAGUCCACGGUAGAUUUUUUUUUUCUUUUUUCACAUCUAUCAGGGGACUAUCAAUAAGGCAGUUUUUGUUUUGUUUUGUUUUUUUAUGAGAAGGAUUCACAGUAGAUACUCAUAAUUUAUUUUUAUAGCUGAUUAACUAUAAGAUGAAACUAAGACCAAGCCAUUCCGUACACUCACCACUGCUAGAUUGCUCAUAAAUGGAUCCUGUGUGAAUUUCUUUUUAUACUUUUCAGGAGAAAUGAGGAUAUUUCCCCAAAAUUACUCUAUCAGAAAUACAACUCACAUGAAUAAACAUGUGAAUUUAUCUGAAAUUUCAGCCUAAAUUUUUAUUUAUUGAGCAGUUUUGUGAUAAUUUGUUGAUUUUUUUGGCUAUUAAUGCAAUCUUUGAUGCGCUACAGAAACCAGUAUUAUAAGUUGGUCAAAAUGAAAUGUUAAACAAAGUAAACAAAAACAUAACAAACUUACUUCUCCAGAUCUUUUCUAAUUCAUUAGAAUUGGCUGAAAAAUGUUUUGUUGACUAUAAAAGCUCUGUAUUCUUACCUGUUUAAGAUAACUUGACUGCUUUUAAACUACAAUCAUGUUAUCACAGAAACACUAGUUUGAUACAUAAGUGAUUAUUUUUUACAGAAGUGCUAUAUCAUUUGCUAUGGUUUUGUACUAAUUGGAAUCUUUCUUAGUUUCACCCAAAAUGAAGUCAUUUGUAGAAUAAUUAAAUUCUUCCCAUUUGUUUUGUUUGUAAGUUUGAUACUGUGAAUUAGUUUGUUGACAAGAUGAUAAAAGGUAUACUGUCACAAAACUGAUGGAUUGGUACGGGUUUACAUGUCCCCCCCUUCCCCCUCCAAACAUAUCACACGAGUUCCUAGGCCAAACAAUACUAGCAAUAAUAUCAUGUGUAUGUAUAGGGCCACUAUAGAGUAUGCUGUGAUUUCAUUGGCUGUUGGUUUGCACCAGUCACAGCAAACCUAGCUGUCAUUUCACCAAAACUUCAAAUUGCAAUUUGAUCAUAUCAUCCAAUAUCAUUUAUGUCCUUAUUUUUUUGUUGUUUUUCUUUUACCACAAUUUUGUUUGGUCCAUGCCUGCUCAUGUAUUUUCCUGAAUUAUUAUACAAUAAUGUAUAUAUAUCUGUCUAGUGGCCUAUAGAUUUGAGAAUAUGCAUAAUUUGUGCCUUCAUGAGAAUGAUUGUCAGUUUGUCAAUUACAAAAGUGAUGCUACUGGUACCUGUGAUUUGUUUUCUCAUACUUUCUAGAUGGUCUCUAUAAGUUAGAGAAUCUUACUUCACUUUUACCCUGUAAUCACCAACUUGUAUUCAUGGUCAUGGCUUUUGAUAUUUCCUACAAAUUUACAAAAUAUUAAAGGGUUUUUUUUAUCUGGCUUCUGAUUUCUCAAAACAUCCCCCCUUAUUAAAACCUAGUUUCUCCACUGAGAAUGGGUCCCAUUUUGUAUGGUGAAAAACAUCACCCUUUACUAUAAGAAUUGACUUUAAUUACAAACAUGAAGCUGAUCAAGAUAUUUUUUUUUUCUAAUUUCAUUUUUGUUUGUGCCUUAUACAUAAUACUUUCAGACUUUGUAAUCAUACAGAGUUCAAUUAGUAAUUCACAGAAUGUUUUUGUUUCUCCAACGAAUUUUAUGGAGAACAAAUAUUUUAUUGUGAAUGGAAAAUAAAUUAUUUGCCAAAAUUUUCCACCUGAUUAUUUGUUGCAUUUAGGUAAAAUGAGGCUCAUUUUCAUUUUGAUAUGUUCAUGUAAUUUUCGAUUUUAUAUGGAAAAUACAGCAAUAUGUUUUUUUUUUUUUAUCUUAGAAUUACCUCCCUUGGCAAGGUAUUGUUACCCUUGCAGUGCUUGAAUUUUCAAUUUUCUGUUUUAUUAUUAUGUACUUGAAUCUUCCAAUUUCAAUCAUUUUUUUCAUAAAUAAAAUACAUUUUAGUGUGUACUAUGAUAUGGACACUUAGUAAAAUUGAAUUUUAGAAGAAAAAAAAAAAAAAACCAGUGUAAUUAGUUAUAUCUUAAUCUCAACUUAAGAUAUAAUUUUGCAUUAAGUUAUCUCCCUUGAAAAAUCGCUUUACUGAUCACUAAUCUUUUUUUUUCUUUAUUGCUAUUCAGGAUCAUAAGUAGUAGUAGGUACAACACAAUACAUAUCACAUUCAGUUGGAAUCUAUUUUAUUUUGUUGUGCUGAUAGCUAAAAAAAAUAUUUUAAACAUCUUCUAAAUUUUCAUGUGCAUGCCAAAAAUCAAAGAAAAUCAAAAUAUCUCAUUAUGCUCUUGUUAUCAGAAAAAAUGUAUUGUUGAUCAUAUUAUGAGGAGUAUACCACCAUUUAUAAAAGCUUUUGUGUGGAAUUUAGUCACCAGGGGAGAUAACUAGCUCAUUUGAAAGUUCUGUUUUUUGAUAUAUUAAAUGGAUGCCAGGAUUUUUUUCAAUUCAAAAGAAAAUGAGAACUUCAUUUGUUUUCAAGGUAGAAAAUAUUGAAAUCUGAAAAUGUAUUUUAAUUUGGUUCAGAGUAAGUACAAUAAAGUUGAAGAAUGGUUAUAAAUUUGAUAUAAAUGUACAUUCAAGGCAUUCAUGUUUAAAUGGGGCCAGUUGUAUCAUCUAGAUUGUAAUUAUAUGGUCGAUACAACGGACCAAGCUGAUUCUAUUGUAAAGUAUACAACCUGUAGCUAUCAUUGUCCAUAUUUAUUGCUAUAAGAAAGUACAUUCCAUUCAAAAUGGCACUGUUGACCUGGAAUAUCAGGUAUUCUCAUUUGUUGUGUAUAGAUUGAUGAAACUUAUUUAAAAGAUUCAGGGGGUCCUGUUUUUGAACCCUGUGUUUUCCUUAAGAUAUAAGUUAUCAAAUAUAUAGUGCAUGGAUUUAGAUGCGGUGUGAAAAUGCUAAACAAUACAACUUUAUCCUACCCUUCCUUUAUAAGGAAGAUAGAUAUAUACAAUGCAAAUAUUUCUUGGAUAAAGACUGUGAGAGAUUCAGUUCCAUUUUGCAAUAUAUCAUGAAUAUAUGGUGUUGCCUGGGUAAUCUGGCUGAUUCAGACACAGAUUAGAGGUGAAAGGUCAUGAGUGAAAGUGAGGCUGAAGUGUGAAAGUUGAAAGAUCAUGUUGUGUGCAGAGGUAAAAUGCUUGAGUGAAGUUACAUUAAUCCCAUCUGAGAGUUUGAUUUGAAAGAAUUGUAAAAAAAAAAAAAAAAAAAAGUCAUCUAUAGCUUCUGAGACAAAUGAACUAUAUUCUAUGUAGGUUCACAAGCCAUGAAUAAACAAAAACUAAACAUUUAA
Ylistrum balloti is the source of this 7273-nucleotide messenger RNA. Its product is annotated as serine/threonine-protein phosphatase 4 regulatory subunit 4-like. Gene Ontology annotation, cellular component: protein serine/threonine phosphatase complex; cytosol. NCBI's taxonomy places the organism in Eukaryota, Metazoa, Mollusca, Bivalvia, Pectinida, Pectinidae. The coding region runs from base 156 to 3002 and encodes 948 amino acids. The record is from RefSeq and is a predicted model, not a curated record. The transcript has 27 exons. Gene Ontology annotation, molecular function: protein phosphatase regulator activity.